CUCCAGAGGCAGGACGGCCUGAUGCAGCGCUCCAUCCGAGAGGUGAACACGUCGAGCCGCUGGUGUGUGUUGUGGGACCUGGACGAGGACACACACUACAGCGUCCAGGUGCAGUCCGUCGGGCCGCACGGGGACAGCCAACCCAGCCGCGCCGUCCACUUCAGGACUCUGGAGAGAACUGACCAUUAUCCAGUCGGAGUCCUGGACCACCAUGAACCAGCGAUGGAAGGUUUGGGAAUGACUCCGCACCUUCAGACAGGAGAGCUGCUCAUCAUCACCACGGUGCUGCUGCUGUGGGCAGCCGUCAUCGCCCUGUUCUGCCGACAGUAUGACAUCAUCAAAGACAACGACUCCAACAGCAGCAAAGACAAAGCCAAGCGGCCGCUGGUCCGCGCCACCUCCACCUACUACAACGCUUCGGCCGGCAGCUCGCCCGUCUACCACAACGGAGCCGUGCGCAGCAGCAGGCUGCACAGAGCCUCGUCCUCCAUCAGCAUCAUCAGAGUCUGAGGUGUGGAUGCUGCCGAGACUCGGGGCGAGUGCCGCUCGAGACGACGUGCCGUGUUAGCCGCAGGAAGCUCGGCGGGAUUAUCCGGAGAGACGGAGAAUUUCUGGGCCUGAGGGACGAGAGCGUGAGAUUCAAUGUAAAAUAUGAGGAGUGAGAAGCAGCUCAUGCAAAUCCAAUUCAAAUCAAGCGGAGGCGGCCCACUGUGGAGGAAGUGGAGGACCGCUGCCCUCCAGUGGCGGAGGACGGCAGCAUCAUGGGAACAGCAGGAGUUUGGCUUUGCCAGUCGAAUAUUUUCAGCUAAUUCUCCGAUAAUGUUUUUCUUCAUAAGACUUAACGUGAACAUUUGGCAGCAUGUCGCCCACGAUCACCUCAGAGUUACCCUCCAUACACUGUGUGUGUGUGUGUGUGUGUGAGACCAUUGUUACUCUGUGAUUUCUAUUUCUAAUUCAUUCUCAAUAGUACUAACAUCACAGUCUGUAUUAUAUGUAAGUAGAAUCUGUACAUACAAGUAAUUUAAUAGUCAUUUCAACAAACAGUUGAAUGUUGAAGGUUGAAGGUACGAACAAACGAACAAAACCGAAAUUGGCUCAAUUGAAUUUCAUAUCAUGAUGUCGAAAGGCUGUAAUCAUGAAAUUAUAGCCAAUCAUCAUCAGUUAAUUAAUUGAAUGUAAUUACUCUAGAAAUUGACUGGAGUUGAUCUCAUCAUGCAAUAAACUCCACACCAGAGUCAUUUGUGGAAUCUAAUUUAAAAUCCAGUGAUUUCCUAACAUAUCCGAAGGUAGAUUUGAUAUUUUUGGACGGAAAUAUUAUAAUAAAUGUAGAUAUUCAAAAGACUAAAUUUAUUUCUUGCGAAUUUAAAAAGAAAUUGCAGUUUUCUGAAGGACGACAACCUGUAGCUUUGUUUUGUUUUGUACACUCAGGGUUAUUUCAGUCUUUUGUCUGUGGAACACUUUCAGUCAAAUCCCUUUUCACUGUGUCUCUGAGGGGAUCAAGGAUUUUCUUUGUGCGUGUAUUCUCCUGUUUCAAUAAACUCACCAGACCGUUAUGGUGGUAUUACAGUAACAACAUGUACAUAUACACACUGUGCUGAAACCUGCACACACUCUACACAUAAUACUAUAGUAGUAAUUCAUUAGAAAUAGUGAGUCACGUGUUAUAGAUACCACCAUUUGUGUCAGUGUUGAAAGUCUCAUGUCUCAUGUGUUGUUCAUCUGUAACUGAGUGUUUAACAUGUGUGACAGUACGUGUAGUGGACAGCAGAUGGCGCCAGAACUGUGAGAGACGAUGGACAGAAGACAGAUGUGUGUACAUGUGCAAUGAAAUCAGAUUUCUGUAGAACUGAAUUCAUCAAAUGCAGAUUUUUGUUCUGAAUAUUUACUCUUUGAAUGUACUGCAUUGUACUGCAUUGUACUGCAUUGUACUGCAUUGUACUACAUUACGUCUGUUUUAUAAAGUUAGCUCCAGAGUGAAUGGGAACAGAUCUUUGGACCCUUAAUCUGUGAUUACAUGUGAACUUAUAGUUGAACAAAUAUCGUUUGUUUGCAAAUUAGAAUGAAAAGUGUAUUUAGUGAACAUUGAUCACCAGGUGUAUCGGCUCACUGUGAGAACCAGGUUUUGUCUGCAGACGGAGAUGGUCAGUAAUUCUGUGUCGGCAUUCAGCCCCGGUGAAGGUGAGCAGCAGCUUUGGGGUGUUCGGGGUCAGAGGUCAAGAUCGAGUAUCUUUCUCCUGUAUAUUCUUUCUUUUUGGCCUUCGCUUGCUUCCUUUCAGUAGAAAAACAAAAAGCAAGUAAAGGGACCUAGAUCCAGCGGUGAGGUAAAGGGCAGGUCACCGUAAAUACCACAGCUCGCCCCGGGCUCGUUGUCUGGGGGGGAUACCGAAGGAGGGAGAGAGGCUGAGCACCAGCGGAGAAGAUGGAUCGAGUGCCGUCGAAGGAAUCUCUGAUGUUGUGCCAUCAGACUUUCUCUGAAGGAAACCGAGGAUCUAAAUGUGAGUCAAUGAGAUUUUAAUCGGACAGAUAGAACAGCGCUCCUUGUGCGUGGCGCCAAGUCGUCAUCUCUCCCAUGCUCCAUGCCGAGCAGGUCUGGACAGCAGAAUGUUAUUGGCUCAAAUCCAUAUUGAAUCAUCUCUGUUUUCUUUUGUGACCAUGUCAAACUUCAGUGAAACAGACAGAACCCAGGUGCGUUCUGUUCGGCUCCGUGCU
Molecule: messenger RNA, 2709 nt
Organism: Paralichthys olivaceus (Japanese flounder)
Lineage: Eukaryota; Metazoa; Chordata; Actinopteri; Pleuronectiformes; Paralichthyidae
Source: RefSeq, a predicted model, not a curated record